AUGAGUCAUCGUCUUCCUGACGGGACGAAUCGUCCGCUGAAUGACUGGGUGUCCGCGAAUCGUGCCAAAAGGUCGCCGGCCAUGACGAUCACGACGGCGACGGCACUCAUUGUUCAUCACUUCUUCAACGUCAUCAUCAUUAUCAUCAUCGUCAUCACAUCAUUCUCACCGCCCGUUCUGAUGCUGUUUCGUCACUCUGCUACUCUCAUUACGUCAUUCGCUGCAUCGUUCUCCUCUUAUUGGCAAUAA
Molecule: messenger RNA, 249 nt
Organism: Angiostrongylus costaricensis
Lineage: Eukaryota; Metazoa; Nematoda; Chromadorea; Rhabditida; Metastrongylidae
Source: the annotation of a GenBank genome assembly